This is a messenger RNA of Trypanosoma cruzi, 1191 nucleotides long. Its product is annotated as aminoacylase, putative. Lineage: Eukaryota; Euglenozoa; Kinetoplastea; Trypanosomatida; Trypanosomatidae. Bases 1 to 1191 code for a protein of 396 amino acids. The record is from RefSeq and is a predicted model, not a curated record. Gene Ontology annotation, molecular function: hydrolase activity. The transcript has a single exon.
AUGAACAAUAUUAACGUUUUGAUUUCCGCUGUGCAGCCCGAAGUCGUGCAGUGGCGUCGCCACAUUCACGAGAACCCCUAUCUGGCCUACGAGGAGCAGCCGACCGCAGACUACGUGGCGAGCGUCCUCACGGCAAUGCCGGCACCCCUUGAGAUACGGCGACUGACGCCGAACAGUGUUAUCGCUGACCUCCGCGGAGGAGCCGGAGAGGGACCCAUUUACGCACUGCGUGCUGACAUGGAUGCGCUUCCAUUGCAGGAAGAGAGUGGCGAGCCUUUUAGCUCGAAGCGGCCUGGCGUGAUGCAUGCCUGCGGUCACGAUGCACACACAGCUAUGCUGCUUGGAGCCGUGAAGGUUCUGUGCCAAGUGAAGGACAAGAUUCGUGGCACAGUUCGGUUUAUCUUCCAGCACGCGGAGGAGGUGAUUCCGAGUGGUGCAAAGCAGCUUGUACAACUUGGUGUGCUUGAGGGCGUUAAAAUGAUUUUUGGAUUACAUGUCUCAGCAGCCACACCAGCUGGCAAAAUAUCUACUCGUUCUGGUACACUUUACGGGGCCUGUAAUGACUUUGACAUCGUGAUCAAGGGUGCUGGUGGGCAUGCAUCCCAGCCGGAGCUGUGUACCGACCCCAUCGUGAUUGCCGCCGAAGUGGUCAUGGGCCUGCAGACAAUUGUGUCGCGUCGCAUCGGGGCACUGACGGCUCCAGUUCUCAGCGUGACGACAUUUCACGGUGGAACGGGAAGCUACAACGUGAUACCCGACACGGCGCACCUUCGGGGUACGCUGCGUUGCCUGGACCGUGAUGUACAGGCACUUGUUCCUGGUUUGAUGGAAGAGAUUGUUGCCGGGAUUGCGAAGGCGCAUGGAGCUCAGCAUGAGAUCAGUUGGCUGGAGCCCAACAUUGUAACGUACAACGACCACGCGGCAUUUCUGAUUGCGAAGGAUGUUAUAUCAGAAUUUGUUGGAGCGGACGCGUUUCUUGAGAAGGAGCAACCUUUGUUUGGCGUUGAAGAUUUUUCCGAGUACGUUGCCAAGACACCGGGUUGUUUUUGCCUUUUGGGAAUCCGCGACGAGGCUUCUUGCUCGGUUUACACGGAACACAGUUCUAAGUUCAAGGUGUACGAAAAAGCUCUUGAACAUGGCGUGCAAAUGCAUGUGGGUUUCAUUGUGAAGCUUUUGAUGCGGAGUACUUAG